Messenger RNA from Spathaspora passalidarum NRRL Y-27907, 2340 nucleotides. RefSeq lists its product as uncharacterized. Lineage: Eukaryota; Fungi; Ascomycota; Pichiomycetes; Serinales; Debaryomycetaceae. Bases 400 to 2106 code for a protein of 568 amino acids. The transcript has a single exon. The record is from RefSeq and is a predicted model, not a curated record.
UCCUUGCGUUUCAUCCCCUUUCGCUAGUUAAUUUUUAUAUUCCUGCAAUUUACUGUGCCAGGUCAAUUUCAAUUAUAAUUUCAUCGGCCCUAUUGUUUUUCGGCCGAGCCACUACCUAACCAAAAAAAAUUUAUCUCCGAAAGACAGAGUCAUCGGGCCAACCGCAUUCCCAGUCUUUUCCUUAAUCCGAAUCAAAUCCCGUUAUAUCAAUUGAUAAAGCCGGUCAUUCAGAUUUCCUAAUAUACUUUUUAAUUGCUACAUUUGGAUACUUUUUACUCCGCCUAGUUUUCUCCCUGACAGUUUAUAGUCACAAGUUCCUUUUCAAAAAAUAAAAAAGGCAACCAAUAACCUUAGAUAACGCGCCAUCCUUAAUACAACCCACACACCAUUAAAUACAAUAUGAAGCUCAUAACAUUGUUAUACUUGUUUGCCGGUAUAUCCAUGGCUAUGGAAAUGGACCAUGACCAUGAUGCCAGAGAACAUGGACAUCCAAGUGCCACCAAAACUGAAGUUGCAACCAAAUCUGCCAACAGUACUAUUAGUCCAAUUCCUCACGUUGAACACCAUAUGCACGGAGUUCCUAUCUUAGAAAUGGAUUUGCUUCCCGAAGAAAGAUUGUUUUGGGAAAACUACAAUACAACUACUUACUUCAAUGUUCCAACCAAACAUCGUCCUGCCUUGUAUCUUCACAUUGGAUUUGCCUUAACCACCAUUGUGUUUAUUUACCCAAUUGCUCUUAUUUUUAACAACUUGAAUAUGCAGAAAUCGUACAUGACAACUUUGAUAGUUCAUUCUGGAUUUAUCGGGUUUGCUUUGUUGAAUUAUUCCAUUUUCAUUAAUUCAAUUCCUAAUUUGUAUCCUGGUAACGCAUAUUCUAAGAUGAUGGUAAUUUUGUUUGUCACUACCAUUUUACAAUUAGUUUUUGCCUUGAUUAGGUCAAUUGAUCCUAAUACUGCUGGUUCUGACUAUUACACUUUGCAUUCUGAUGAUGAGCUGAGAAGUUCUCUUACACACGAUGAAGAAGAUUCAGUACAUCACAUUGAAAAGAGAAUUGGUAACAAUAGCAAUAAUUUCUUUGGUAAAUUAAUGAAAUUAAGAAUUUGGAUUGCUCAAACUAAGUUUCACAAGGUUUCUGUUAUUGGGUUCAAUUUCCUUAACUGGGGUCAUUUCUUUUACUUUAUAAUCACUGUCCCAACUGGGAUUGCCACAUUCUUGGUUUAUGGAAAGGGGAACACUGUGUUUAACUUGUUGGCCCAUUUCAUUAAAGGUGGGGUGUUUUUUGCUUAUGGUAUCUUGACCUUGGCCAGAUAUUCUGGUGGUUUCUUGAACAAAGGGUGGGCAUGGAAUCAUAAAUUCGUUGACCGUGCUAAUCGUAGCAGAUGGUUCUCUUUCCAAAACCAAGGACUUUGGACUAUGGAAAUGAUGGAAUGUUCGUUGAUUUUGUUUUAUGGAUCCACCAAUAUCUUUUUGGAACAUUUGGCCAAUUCUGGCGGGGAAUGGUCACCCAAGGAUUUGCAACAUGCUUCAAUUGCAUUCAUUUACAUUGGAUGUGGAUUAUGUGGGGUUAUUUGUGAAAACAAAUUACAGGAUUGGAGAUUUCACCAAGCCAAGGAGAACUUGUUAAAGGCAGACCCAGCCCAAGAUCUUAGUGUUAUCACCAAGGCUAGUCCAGGAUACUCACCAAACCCAUUCCCAGUUGUCACUAUUUACUGGACUGGUAUUCUUAUGUCAGCCCAUCAACAAGCUAGUGCUUUAUCCACCGCAAUACACGCGCAAUGGGGGAACUUGUUUGUUCUUGGUUGUGCCUUUAGAUUCCUCACGUAUUUAUUGAUGCUUUUGUCGUCAAAGCUUCCUCAUGAUUUGACUCGUGCAGGAAGACCAAUUACCGAAUUGAUGGUUGCAUUCUGUUUACUUUGUGGAGGUGUUAUAUUUAUGGAAAGUACCGAUCCCGUAGUUUUAUCCUUUGAAUAUUAUGGAUUGACUGAAAUGUUCACUUUGAACCUUUCUUUGGGAUUUGUUACUUUGUUUAUGGCAUGGAUAAUGUCAUUGUUUGCAUUUAAAGAUUGGUUAAAAAGCAAGCACAAGAAAGAAGAGCAACAAGUUUAGAGGGUCUUAAUACUGUCUCCCUUUCUCCUGAUCCCUCUGAUGUUCUUCGUUUUGUUUUAUUUUAAUUGUUUUUUUUGUUUUUUUGCUUGUAUGACUUAUUUGCUAAUUUGUUUACUUUUAUUUAAUGAGGGGAGUUAAUAUUAAUUAGAGAAACGAGGAUGUAUGUAUUCCUAAUUCUUAAUGCAUGUUUUAUAUAUGCAUAUAGCUAAUUUAAUAAAGUUUAAUUAUGAAUUU